CCUCAGUUCUGUCAGGAUCCUAUUCCCAGAUGCAAGAUUGGAGAAUUCAUCCUUUUACAGAAAACUGGUGUGAGAAAGGAAAAACAAAACCUCAGUUGAUAACAGAAGACAACCCAGGCUUGAUUUAGUUUUGGAUGAAAUUAUUCUUGCAUCAAGAUGUUAAUAAGCCAAAAUUUAGACUAAAUGUGUUAAAUGAUCUUGCCAACAAUAUGGAUGAUUUGAAGAUAGACAGCGAUGCCACUGGUGCUAAAGAAGAACUCCAAGGUGACAGCAGUUAUAUCUCAGAGAAAGACAGUGGAGUUCAUGAACCAAAAGAUUGUCAGACACCAUUUCAGAAAAACAGUUCAUUGACUCUGUCUGAAGAAUUGUCAGAGGAAAAACCAGAAAAAGCCUUAAGUGGAGGCCGGUCUGCUUUGUUUAUACCUGCCGGCAUGCCUGCUGUUCCUAGUGAAAACUAUACGUUGCCUGCGGAAGCUGUUGUUAAUGGACCAGUUUCACGCUCCUUAACAAAGACUUCCAAUAUGAAUGAAGGUAGUGUUUCAUUAACCACUGGACAGCCUGUGGAUCAGCCAGCAACAGAAUCGUGUUCAACUUUGAAGGUAGCAGCUGAUGUUCAGCUGCCUGUACCACAAAAAGCAAGCCAACAGCAAGCUCUGUUUUUGUUAUCAGAUGUAGCACAUACUAAGAACACAGCCCAUUCCAUUAAAAAACUACCUACCUCUGCUUUAGUUGGUUGUGAUGUUCCGAAUUCAGUAGGGAGUAGUAUGAAGUCAGAGAGCACUUUACUAAAUCAAGUAGAGGAGGGCAAGGGUAAUGAAGAUGUAUUGGCAAAGGAUAACUGUGCCAAAACAUUAGCAGGAGUUUCCUCAGGUACAGAUGAAUUUAGGUCAGAAAAUGAUACAAACUGGGAUCCCCAAAAAGAGUUCAUUCAGUUUCUUAUGACUAAUGAAGACACAGUGGAUACACCUCCCGUUCAUUCUAAAGUAGUAGGUCUAGAAAAAAAGAGAAAGCGAAAAAUGGAUGUAAGCAAAAUAACUCGUUACACAGAGGAUUGUUUUAGUGAUUCUAAUCGUGUACCCAAUAAAUCAAAAAUACUAGAAGUUGACUUUCUAGGGCAAAAUGAGGAGGUGCAGGUGGCAGACUCACAGAAGUACACUUUAUCAAAAGUGAAACCUGAGUCUGCUGAUGAAGAUGUGGAGUCUGUGGAUACUUUUCAGCAUCUAGUUUAUAACGCAGAUAAAUGUGGAGAAGAUAAUUCACCUAUUCAUACACGCACUUUUAUUUCUAAUACCUUAAAAAAGAAAUGUGAAGAGAGUGAUUCUGAGUCACCUGCUACUUUCAGUAUCGAAGAGCCAUCAUUUUACCCCUGUACAAAGUGCAAUGUGAAUUUUAGGGAGAAAAAACACCUCCACAGACAUAUGAUGUAUCAUUUAGAUGGGAACAGUCACUUUCGCCACCUAAACGUUCCAAGACCAUAUGCUUGUAGAGAGUGUGGACGGACAUUUCGAGAUCGCAACUCACUGCUAAAACACAUGAUCAUCCACCAGGAAAGAAGACAGAAACUGAUGGAAGAGAUCCGUGAGUUGAAAGAACUCCAAGAUGAAGGAAGAAGUGCACGGUUACAAUGCCCUCAGUGUGUGUUUGGUACCAACUGCCCUAAGACAUUUGUGCAACAUGCUAAAACCCAUGAGAAAGACAAAAGGUACUAUUGCUGUGAAGAGUGUAACUUCAUGGCAGUGACAGAAAAUGAAUUGGAAUGCCACCGAGGCAUUGCCCAUGGAGCAGCCGUGAAAUGUCCUAUCGUCAAUUCAGAUGCAACUCAGAGGAAAACACAAAAAAAGACUUUGAUGAAAGACUCUGUUACAGGGUCAUCCAAAAAGUCAGCUACAUACCUAUGUAAAAUGUGUCCCUUUACUACUUCAGCCAGAAGUAUUUUGAAAAAGCACAUGGAGUAUUUGCAUUCCCCAUCAUGUGUUGAUUCAUUUGGUAAUCCUCUUGGACUUGACAAAAGAAAAAGUGACAUCCUUGAAGAAUCUGUAGAUACAGAUUGUACUAAGCCAUUAGUUAAACAACAGUCAGCCACAUUUCCAAAGAACUCUGCUUUAAAACAAGAUGUUAAACGAACAUUUGUACCAAGCUCACAAUCAAGUAAUUUUUCAAAAUUUCAUAAGCGGGGGCCACAUAGAAUACAAAAAGCCCGGAAAAGUAUUGCCCAGUCUGGUGUAAAUGUGUGCAAUCAAAACAGCUCUCCUCACAAAAACAUUACGGUUAAAAGCAGCACUGACCAAAAGCCAAAGUAUUUCCAUCAAGCAGCAAAAGAAAAAUCUAAUGCCAAGGCAAAUAGCAGUUAUUUAUAUAGACAUAAGUAUGAAAACUACAGGAUGAUCAAAAAAUCAUGUGAAUCACACCCACUUCCUUUCAAAAAAGAAGUUAAUUCAUUAAACUCUUUACAUCUGUUUUCAUCAUCCAAUAAUUCUCACAAUAAUUUUAUUUCAGACCCUCAUAACCCAGACACCAAAAGGCCAGAUCACAAGCGUGUAGCUGUAAAAAGAGUAGUUAAGGCUUCCAAGAAGGAAAGUUCUGGUGGAGAAGACUUGGAUAGCUACCCUGAUUUUCUGCAUAAAAUGACUGUCGUUGUUUUGCAAAAGCUUAAUUCUGCUGAAAAGAAAGAUAGUUAUGAAACAGAAGAUGACAGCUCCUGGGAUAAUGUUGAGAUAGGUGACUACACUACACAGACCAUGGACGAAGAAACCUACAGUGGUCUUAGUCAAGAACAUGUAAACUUACUGCCCCUAUUUAAAAGCAAGAUGGAAAGCCAAGGUCCUGGAGACAGUGCUGCCCUUAGUUACAAUCAGGAUGAUGGCUUCUAUUUUGAGUAUUAUGAAGAUGGUGGCACUAACAGCUUUUUACAUGAGAUACAUGAUCCUCAGAAUUUGGAAAAUGCAGAAACGCCUUUGUCAAAGCAUAGCUCUGUUUUUCAUUGGGCUGAUUUGUCCCUUGAAAAGAAGUCCUGUCCUUACUGCCCAGCAACGUUUGAAACAGGUGUUGGGCUGUCAAAUCAUGUCCGAGGACAUCUCCAUAGAGCAGGAUUAAGCUAUGAAGCCCGUCACGUUGUGUCACCAGAACAAAUAGCCACAAGUGACAAAAUGCAGCAUUUCAAGAGAACUGGCACAGGGACGCCUGUGAAGCGAGUUAGAAAAGCUGUAGAGAAGGCUGAAACUACUUCUGAACAUACUUGUCAGCUCUGUGGUGGUUGGUUUGACACAAAGAUUGGGUUAUCAAAUCAUGUCAGAGGCCAUCUGAAAAGACUUGGGAAAACCAAGUGGGAUGCUCACAAGUCUCCAAUCUGCGUUCUCAAUGAGAUGAUGCAGAACGAAGAGAAAUAUGAAAAGAUUUUAAAGGCACUCAACAGUCGUCGCAUUAUUCCCAGACCGUUUGUAGCUCAGAAACUUGCACCAGGUGAUGACUUCCUGUCUCAGAAUGUUUUACCUCUUGAUGAAUACCGUAAUGGCCUAAAGACAGAGGCCCUGUCAGUGUCUGCAUCAGAGGAAGAAGGCUUGAGUUUCCUGAAUGAAUGCGACGAAACAAAACCUGAACUGCCCAGUGGAAAAAAGAGCCAGUCUCUUACACUGAUAGAACUUCUUAAAAAUAAAAGGAUGGGGGAAGAAAGGAAUUCCGCACUUUCUCCUCAGAAGAUCCAUAACCAGACAGCAAGAAAGAGAUUUGUUCAGAAAUGUGUUCUUCCAUUAAACGAAGACAGUCCGUUGAUAUAUCAACCACAAAAAAUGGACUUGACUAUGCACUCAGCCUUAGAUUGUAAGCAAAAGAAAUCAAGGUCAAGAUCUGGAAGCAAGAAGAAAAUGUUAACAUUACCUCAUGGUGCUGACGAGGUUUACAUUCUCCGAUGCAGGUUUUGUGGCCUAGUCUUUCGGGGACCAUUGUCUGUUCAGGAAGACUGGAUUAAGCACUUACAGCGGCACAUUGUAAACGCUAAUCUUCCACGGACUGGAGCUGGCAUGGUGGAAGUGACAUCACUACUUAAAAAGCCUGCCUCUAUUACGGAAACUUCCUUUUCUUUACUAAUGGCAGAAGCAGCCUCAUAGGACCAGGAAUCCUUUUAAACAGCAGAUUUAAUUGGAUGUAAAUUUAAAAUUCUUGUCAUUUUUUUUUUUUUUUUUUUUUUUUUUUUUUUUUUUUUUUGUAAGCCAUGUCCAUUUAUAAAUACUAAAGUAGGAAAAAUGGGGGAGCGUGGAUUAAGUGGCAUCUGAGCAAACUGAACACUUAAUGACAGUAAGUAGUCUAUAUAUUUUAUAUAGGACAGAGAUGUGUUUUCAAGGUUUGCUGAAUUUUGUUGGCUGAGUUUACUCAAUUAAAGGUCUUACAUCUGAGAGCCCUCUGUAAGUGUUGCACAUGGGUUUACAGACAGACUUGCUGAAAGAUUGUGUUCUCUGCAGUGUUACCAGAAUCAAGGCUCUGUUUCUUCCCCACACUUACAUAGUAAACUAAGAUAUUAUAUUUUGUUGGUAUGUAUUUAGUGUUUUGUAUACUUCCAGGAACUGCUAACUAAAUUUACUCAACUUAGGGCAUUAAAUAUCAUGUACUUCAUAGUUUGAGACUGUUCACCCAAAUAGGGCAGAGUACUAUCUAUCUAGAUGUAUAAGUGUUUUGUUUUGUUUUUUUAAUCACAUGGAACGGUUUUUUUGUUUUUUUUUAUACUAAAAAGUCGGAGGGAGAUUUGUUUAAACAAGUAUUUCUAAAAGCAAUGUGUACAUAGUCCUGGGAAUUAUUUGUGGUAAGGAAGCCUUCUUGACUCGAGUUGCUUUUCUCAGACAAUGAAGUGGUGCACCCACGCUACCUCCUACUUUGUCAGCAAAGAUGCUAUUUACCCUUUCCAUUUUUGUAUCAUAAUAGAUUUUAAAAAUCUAAUGUUCUUUAUUGCAAGACAUACUUUUGUUACCAGAUUUGUUUCUUUGUAAUGUUUUACGUACAGUUUGACAUGCUUACAGGACAGGGUUGUCUCUUUAUUUAACAUUGUAGAAAUGUAAUUAAUAAACAAGGCUCACUACACAAUUUAGAAUAGGCUUUUUCUCAUUUAUAUUAUCUUCCAAAUUUGAUCAGUUAGAAAAACUAUUAAUACACAAACUAUUUCUACAUAUGAUGAGAAUGUUUACAAUUUCAAUGCUAGACCUUGUUUUGGAUGUGAUUAUAUGUAUGAAAAUUGUGUAACACUAUGCUCAUGCUAAGAACCCACAUAAUGGAAUACUGAAAUAAAUGUGCUGUGAGGAAUGGAACGUAAUGGUGCAGGUGUCUUGGUCAUGAUAACUUGUGAUGACGCUCUUCAACUCUUUCCAAAAUCAGCAUCCUUUACAGACGACAGUUUGUGUGCAAGCACCCAUUCCACACCAUUUCAUGUAGUUGCUAAUAGAGGUGAACCAAGGAUAUGCAUUGAUGCUUUUUUUCAUUUGUAAAUAAAGAGAAAAAACAGUUAAAGUGAAGGAGUAUUUUGGAAGACUAUAUACAUACCUCACUGCCAGUGAAAUUACUUUUCCUGUGGUAUAUCUCCUUACCAGAAAUUGCUAAAUAAAAAGACUUCAAGAAUUA
Cricetulus griseus (Chinese hamster) is the source of this 5601-nucleotide messenger RNA. The record is from RefSeq and is a predicted model, not a curated record. Lineage: Eukaryota; Metazoa; Chordata; Mammalia; Rodentia; Cricetidae.